Molecule: messenger RNA, 375 nt
Organism: Ostertagia ostertagi
Lineage: Eukaryota; Metazoa; Nematoda; Chromadorea; Rhabditida; Trichostrongylidae
Source: the annotation of a GenBank genome assembly
AUGGUAGAUCGUCCACAAGAUUUCACGGGUGCUGGUCCGGUAGCAGACGGUCUUACCGCCGCGGAACUGAAGAAACUGAAAAAGCAACAACAAAAGCAACCAAAGGAUAAGGAGGAGGGGGAGCGACAGAAGAACCAGAAGCCGUUGCUCAUGCUCAAAUGUUUGAAGAAGGCUGCUGAUUUGGACGGAAACGAUCCAUAUCUUCACGUAUGCCGCAUCAAAUUUUUGAAAUACGAGGAAACGGCGACCUUCAGUGGGGUCGUCGGUGAUCUGGUAAAGGAAACUUCGUCUCAGCUUUUUCCAAUUAACGAUCCAGCGGUACUCAAUGAGAAUUUCAAGAACGACAACGUGAACAGCUUGCGUCACCGUUUAGCA